Molecule: messenger RNA, 3116 nt
Organism: Sus scrofa (pig)
Lineage: Eukaryota; Metazoa; Chordata; Mammalia; Artiodactyla; Suidae
Source: RefSeq, a predicted model, not a curated record
AUCUGGACUGGCAGCCCCAGGAAAUGAACACAAGUCCCCACUGCAGUCCCCUCCCUGGAGGCAGGCCCGGGCAUCCAUGCAGCCCCCAGAUCUGCAGUGGGCAGGACCUGAUUGAGGCCACCUCCGGCACGAGGAUUUGGAGGAUCCGAGGUGCCAGCGAGGCUGAGUCUCCAGGCCUGCUCCCGGCUGGCCCUGCUCAAGCGAGUUCUGGUAAGGAGCCAGGCCCCGCACCCUCCCUGCCUUACCUGGGCAGUGAGGUGGUGCCGCCGUCCCCCACCGCCCCACCUCUCCCGUGUGGACCGGCAGCCUGGCCCCCCCGGGACCCCCGGCCGUCUCCGUCUCCGGCCCUUGCUCUGCCGUCUCCCCGCACCCCCUCCUUUCCUCACUUCACACCACAGCCCAGGGCGGCUGCUGGGGCCCCAGUCCUCCACCCGGUUCCAGCCCCUUCUCCCCCCUCGCCUGCAUCGCUCUUUCUACGGAGCUGUUGUCUCAGCCUCCCUGAGAUCCUCCUGCGCCGCCGGCCGCAGCGCACAUCUGGCGGGGGCGUCUGUGAGCGGGACUCGAGUGACCGCAGGGAAGAAGGGACCCGGAAGAGAGCUCCGCAUUCCUGCCCUGCCGUUUUGCAACGACCACAUGCUUGGCUCCGAGCUCCUGGCGUCCCCACCAGCGACAUUCUUUCAGCAGAUCAGCUGCUGCCACAUCAGACCUUUUCUGUCCAGCUCUCCCCGAGGCCGGGGGGCCCGCCACCUUCGCCCGGGCCAUCUGGGUGGGGCACGAGCAAGCCACUGAGAAUUCCGGCCAAUUCAGGAGGCCUGAGCAGGUUCGGGGGAGGCCGUGGCCAAAGCCUGGGUGGGGGUGGGGGCGGGCUGAGCAGCAGGGACACGGCUUUUAAAAAGCACUUCAUGAUGCCACCUCCGUUAAAAAGGAAACUGAAAAUUAAAAACAAAGACUCUCACAGCGGGGUGGGGGGCACAGUGUUUUCAAGGGAGAGUCCCCCGUGAGUCCCCUCCUGCUGCAUAAGCACUAACAUGGGGCACCCGUUCCUCACCCCCAACCAUGUACACCCCAAACUAGCAACUGCGGCUCCCAGGGGUCCCCCGUGCCCGGGGGGAGGGGGGGUAGUGCCCCGAGGAACAUCUGGGUGUGUGGGGCAGGAAGGCAUUGGACCCGGAGUCUCAACAGACAGCAGGGAACGCUCCGCGGGGCUGUUCUACCACUUGUUUGUCUAAGGUGAUGGUGAGUCUUGAGUCAGCACAUGAGGGGUCCACGAAGUCCCCUGGGUGACCUUCCCCUCUCCGGAGGCCUGCAGAGGUGGUCCUCAGGGCCUCUGAACCUCCUUCCCGUGUUUGGGAACCUGCCAUCACGUGAGUCGAAAGGCCCAGAUCACUGCUCUCAGCUGGCCUCUCGGGGCCUCGAGUCUGCAGCAUGUGGCUGGUGAGGCAGGGAUGGUUCAGCGUCCUUGCUGGGGCGGGGGUACGGCCGCAGGGCCGGCACCUGGAAGCCAGGGUCCCACGAGGCAGCGGGCAUGUCCAUGGGGCUGCGCAUUGGCGGUUUCAGUUGCGGCCUGACUAUCUGGGUCCUGUCUUCCUUGGCCUCCUGGUUCCAGUCCAGCCAACUGCCAAGCGGCGGCUCCUCCCGUCUGAAGGUCGAGCCUCUUUUCCCAGCCCGCUGGCCCUGGGAGGUGGGGGGGCCUUCCCAACCUGGCCUUUGGGAGGCCUUGCCUCUCGCAUCGUGGAACACUGGCACCACGUGACCAAGCCUGGGUCCGCGUCCAGCAGGAUGGGAGAGCCCUACGCAGGGAGCCUGUGCCCCCGCUCACCCCCACCUAUGCCAGCUCUCCCAGAUGAGGUCCCUGACAUGAAUGAGCCCAGCCAACCCUGUGCAGAGCAACGAGGGGCCAGCCCAGCCCAGCCCGGCCCAGCCGGUCACACAGAGUCGAACGGUGGUGGGAGCGAGCCCCGAAGUUUCGCCGGGUUAGUCCUGGAACACGAGCCUUCCUUAGUUCCUGCUCAGCUCCUCAGCCUGGUUCUCCAGCCUUCCCACCCAUUCUGCGAGCUUCCGGAUUCCUUCCAUAAAUCCUCUUUCUGCCUAAGUUCACCAGGGUUGGUUUCUGCUGUUAGCAUCUGAGAACCCUGGCCAGUACAGCACUUGGGGCUGGGAGUGGAUUCAGGUCACGGACCCUCAGGACCGCGGUGGGCUGCAAGCAGGCAACGCCCCGUUUGUACACAUACACCAGAGCGGCCACGGUUAAAGAGACUGAAGAUGAGGCGCUGGUACACACCCACGGGUCUGCCAAAGGACGUGGCCAGUCUGCCCACGGACGCUCUACCCCAAACACCAAAACAUGGAGACCACCCUUCAGCUAUGGGCCUGGUUGGCAAACUGGCAAAUUCAGACAAUAGAAUUCUGCUUUGCUGCGUGGAAUAGUGUACGUGAAUCUCAUAGACCAGAUACUGAGCCAAACAAGGCUGCUGCUGAAGGGCGCGUAUGGUAUGAGUCCUUCAUAUGAAGUUCAAGGGGAAGAUUAAUUCACAUGAACAGGACUCAGAAUAGCGGCUGCGCUGGGGGCGGGGUGUGGUACUAACUGGGCUGGGGGCGUGUUCACUGUCUAGAUUUGAGGGGAGGGUACAUGGUGAACAGACGUGAUGCCGAAAUGGUUUGAGCUCUACCCACUUGCAUAUACGCACAGGUGUAGAUAUAUAUCAUACACCAGAAAAGCCGGUUCCCCAAAUGCCACUGGCAUCCAGGAUGGGAAUCUGGCAUUGCAUGCUGUAGUGAACCGGCUGAUUCAGGUACUGCCGGUGGGCCCCUGGAAUGAGGGCCUCAAGGAUUGCAGGGUCAGGGGUGACUGCUUCUAGCGGGACUACAGCAAGGAUGAGGUCAGUGAGGACCCGUAGGUGAAGAACUUAAGAGGCAGUCAGUCUCAGGGGAUAGAUGCCUGGGAAAGCGCUUUGUCCUCUUCUGCUAUCACCGUCCUGCUUCCUGAAAGGUAGACAUGACGGCCGGAAUCCCAGCAGCCAUUACGGACCACGAGGUAACCAUAGGAUGACGGUCACAUACUAAGUGGUGCAGAAAGAGAAGAAUGCGAGAGAAAAUAAAGCAUCUCAUAAAAGCCA